Pogona vitticeps (central bearded dragon) is the source of this 3059-nucleotide messenger RNA. It is a transcript of the gene ESF1, whose product is annotated as ESF1 nucleolar pre-rRNA processing protein. The record is from RefSeq and is a predicted model, not a curated record. Gene Ontology annotation, molecular function: RNA binding. NCBI's taxonomy places the organism in Eukaryota, Metazoa, Chordata, Lepidosauria, Squamata, Agamidae. Gene Ontology annotation, biological process: rRNA processing. Gene Ontology annotation, cellular component: nucleus.
GGAACUGACGCGGAAGUUCCUGGCAAGAGGCGCGUGAGCUGCGCGAGGAGGAGCCGAGGCGGCCGGUCGGGGAGUUGAGGCGGCGGCCGGUGUGCGGUCGUGGCGUUGUUGCGUGGGAGCCCGUUGGCAUUUUUUAUUUAUCCUGUGGACUCCUUUCCUGAGGGUAACGUGUCUGCGCGCCGUGUCCCGAAGUCGGAACCGAUUUAUAGCGACCCUUAAUAGGUCCUGAGUUCCUUUCAGGGUCAAGUCUGAAUUAUUGAAAUAUGAAAAUGGAGCCUAAGAAGGAGGUUACUAGUGACCAGCGGUUUUCCCGCAUAACAAGAGACCCUAGAUUUUGGGAAAUGCCAGAAAAAGACCGCAAGAUCAAAAUUGACAAAAGAUUUCAGGCAAUGUUUCAUGACAAGAAAUUCAAGUUGAAAUACACAGUUGAUAAGCGAGGACGUCCGGUUAAUCACAGCUCUACUGAGGAUCUGAAACGAUUCUAUGACAUUUCUGAUUCAGAUUCUGAUCUUUCUGAUUCUGACCAAAAUAAGACUGGAAAGAAAGUUAAGGUGGAAAAGUCCAAGUCUAAAGACAAGAAAGACUCUGACAAAUUUCCUGAUGGCAGUAAAAAAAGCAAAGUAGCAGAUCAUAAAAGCUUACUGGUCUCUCAGUCUGAUACUUUAAAAAACAAACAACAGAAAUGCAAGAUUAUGAAAAAGACAAAUGUAACUGAAUCUGCACGAAGAAAACAAGAUUCUUCUGUCAAAGAUGUCUGCAAAUAUGAUUUGGAAAAUAAAGGUUCUGAAAAUGAGGGAAGCUUAGAUCUUGAAGACUUGGAAGGCAGUGGAAAAACUGAUGAUGGAGAUUCAGAAGAGAAUGGAGAGGAAAGUGAUUUGGGAGAUGAAGGAAAAGGAGAUUCAGAAGAGAAUAGAGAGGAAAGUGAUUUGGGAGAUGAAGGAAUAAGAACAGAAAGUGGUGGUGAUGAUGAUGAUGAAGAAGAAGAAGCAGAAGAAGAAGAGGAGGAGGAAAGUGGAGAAGAAAGUGAGAUAGAUGACGAAAGUGACAGUGGUCCAGAUUUGGCAAGGGGAAAGGGCAACAUAGAAACUAGUUCUGAGGAUGAAGAGGAGAAUGAUUUGGCUGAAGUAUUUCCAAAGGAACCUGAAGUCAUACAUGGAUGGGGAGAGCUGGCAAAAGAUGCCCCAUGUGCAAAUAUGAUCACGAGAAGAUUGGCAGUUUGCAAUAUGGAUUGGGAUCGACUGAAGGCCAAGGAUCUGCUGGCUUUGUUUAAUUCUUUUACACCCAAGGGUGGUGUAGUUUUUUCUGUAAAGAUCUAUCCUUCUGAGUUUGGAAAACAAAGAAUGAAAGAAGAAGUAGUGAAUGGCCCAACAGAACUAUUAAGCCUUCCGGAGGAUGUCACAGAGAAAGACAGCAUUUAUAAGGAGAAACUAAGAGACUAUCAGUUCAAACGACUGAAAUAUUACUAUGCAGUGGUAGAAUGUGACUCCCCUGAAACAGCUAAUAAAAUCUAUGAAGAAUGUGAUGGACUGGAAUUUGAAAGCAGCUGCUCUUUUGUGGACCUCAGAUUUGUUCCAGAUGAGAUGAUAUUUGAUGAUGAGCCAAAGGACUUGGCCUGUGAAGUAGAUGGAGCUGCUUAUAAACCAAAGUACUUCACAUCUGCUGCUGUGGCAACAUCAAAGGUAGAUAUCACAUGGGAUGAGACAGAUCAUGAAAGAGUGACAUCACUGAGCAGAACCUUUAAAAAAGAUGAACUGCUAGACAUGGACUUCCAAGCCUACUUGGCUUCAUCAAGUGAGGAGGAGGAGGAGGAAAAACAGCAAGGUAGUGAUGCAACACACACAACAGACAUUGAAAAACCUAAGCUUCACCCCAAGGAUGAUGAAGAGCAAAUUGCAAAAUAUAGAGAACUUCUCCGGAGUAUCCAGGAAAAAGAGAAGCAUCAUCAGGAGACUGAUAUGGAAAUGGAGAUUAAGUGGGUUCCAGGACUGAAAGAAAGUGCUGAAGAAAUGGUACGGAACAAAUUAGAAGGGAAGGACAAACUGACUCCAUGGGAACAGUUUCUGGAAAAGAAGAAGGAGAAGAGGAAACUGAAGAAAAAACAGAAGGCUACUGCUGAGGAAACACAAACAGAAGAUGAAUGCCCAUCAGAUGUUGAUUGGAAUGAUCCCUACUUUGCUGAGGAACUUGGACCAGCAGGUACAAAGAAGAAGUUGAAGAAAAAAGGAGAUACCCAAGAAAAGCAAGAGGAUACAGAAAAGCAUAAGCAGGCUGAAAUGGCUCUGCUUGUGAUGGAGGAGGAGGAGGAUGAAAGGCAGCACUUCAAUUAUGACAAGAUAGUGGAACAGCAGAACCUGAGCAAAAAGAAGAAGAAGCUAUUAAUGAAAAAGAAGGAACUGCUGACAGAUGACUUCCAGGUAAAUGUUGCUGAUGCCAGAUUCCAAGCCAUAUAUACUUCCCAUUUGUUUAAUUUGGAUCCUUCAGAUCCAAACUUCAAGAAAACAAAAGCAGUGGAAAAGAUUUUGGAAGAGAAAGCUCGUCGAAGACAACAAGGGUUGGCUGAUACAGCUGGGAAAGUUGACGAUGCGGCAGAAAAGAAACCAGCUUCCAAGAAAUCCAUGGAUCCUUCAUUGUCAAUGCUAAUCAAAUCUGUCAAGAACAAAACAGAACAAUUUCAGGCAAGAAAGAAACAGAAAGUGAGAUAAGUGGACUUCUCAAAUUGAUUAAAAACUGUGAAGUCUGGGAGAAAACAGAGUCUGAGGAUUAAGCACUAGCUUCCUCUGAAUCCUCCUCCAGUUUUUUAACUACUGAUUUAAACAAAAAUUAUUGAAUUUAAAUUAAAAGCAAGUAUAACAUAAUUGAACAUGUUUGACCAUUUUAUUUAUUUUUUAGAAAAAACAAUUUUGUCACUUUUAUCAUAUGAUAGCUUAUAUUGAUUCUGAGCUUGGUAAGACCUCUUGGAGGUAUACUUCAUAUUUCAAAGGUAUUUGUAAAAUGGAUUGAUUAUAAAUAUCACAUUCUAGAUAUGUGAUUAUUACAGCUAUUAAAAUGAUUUUAAUACA